AUGAUUGGCAACGAGCCUUUGAGGAAAUCACCUCCAGCACCCAAGUCGCCUUCCUGUAUACUAGAUAAGCUCUUCAGUGUCCUCUCCUACGUGGUCAGCUCGGCCGAAGGGGCGGCCAAGGAGGAGCCCAAGAGGAGAUCGGCCAGGCUGUCCGCGAAACCCGUCCCGGCCAAGGUGGAGACGAAGCCCAAGAAGACGGCAGGAAAGGAUAAAUCUUCAGACAAAAAAGUGCAAGCAAAAGGGAAAAGGGGAGCGAAGGGGAAGCAGGCUGAGGUGGCUAACCCAGAAACUAAAGAAGACUUACCUGCAGAGAACGGAGAGACCAAAAGCCAGGAGAGUCCCGCCUCGGACGCCGCCGGCGAGAAAGAAGCCAAGUCUGAUUAAUGUCACGUACCAUGUCUUACCAGUGCGCCAGCUCCCUUCUUGUACAAUCCAGAGGAAUAUUUUUAUCAACUAUUUUGUAAAUGCAAG
This is a messenger RNA of Condylura cristata (star-nosed mole), 471 nucleotides long. It is a transcript of the gene HMGN1, whose product is annotated as high mobility group nucleosome binding domain 1. Gene Ontology annotation, molecular function: nucleosomal DNA binding. Gene Ontology annotation, biological process: chromatin organization. The coding region runs from base 1 to 384 and encodes 127 amino acids. The transcript has 6 exons. The record is from RefSeq and is a predicted model, not a curated record. Gene Ontology annotation, cellular component: chromatin; nucleus. NCBI's taxonomy places the organism in Eukaryota, Metazoa, Chordata, Mammalia, Eulipotyphla, Talpidae.